Messenger RNA from Centropristis striata (black sea bass), 2982 nucleotides. RefSeq names its product DNA polymerase III PolC-type-like. Gene Ontology annotation, cellular component: cytoplasm. The record is from RefSeq and is a predicted model, not a curated record. Gene Ontology annotation, molecular function: 3'-5'-DNA exonuclease activity; nucleic acid binding. NCBI's taxonomy places the organism in Eukaryota, Metazoa, Chordata, Actinopteri, Perciformes, Serranidae. The transcript is spliced from 4 exons. Bases 275 to 865 code for a protein of 196 amino acids. Gene Ontology annotation, biological process: DNA catabolic process.
CACACACACACACACAGCAGCGGAAGGCGAGCCGUUAGAAAAACUAAGAAACGAAACUCUGUUUGAUUGUUUCUGAAGAAAUCUGAAGAUCAAACAGCUGCCGACAGCUGCGAGCCGCGAACAUUUACUGCUCAGAAAGUUCUGCAGAAGCAAACCAACGUUCACUGGUUCCUCUCUGCCCCGAGGCUGCUCAUCACCAACCUGCUGAGGACGGACUGAUCGGAAACUUCACCACUUUCCACCUCUGACGACAACAACAACUGGAAACCACAAUAUGGAAUAUGAUGAUGGAACCAUCGUCUUCUUUGACCUGGAGACCACUGGGCUCAACACUGACUGGUGUCACAUCAUCCAGCUGUCGGCCGUCUGUGAUGGAGAAGUCUUUAACGAAUUCAUCCUCCCACUCUGUCCCAUCGAUGAGGGCGCCACUCGAGAAAACGGCUUCACCGUCCAUAAUGGCUAUCUGUAUCGAAACGGGAAUUAUAUACCAACUACCGGUCUUUAUCGCACUAUCAAGUCCUUCAUCCAGUUCCUCUCCUCCUUCGACGGCCCCGUGUGGCUGGCCGCCCACAACGCGAGGUGGUUUGAUGCACCCAUUCUCGCCAGAGUGCUGCGGCGUUGCCAUCAGUGGUGGAAGUUCCAGGAGGUGGUGUCUGGCUUUGUGGACACCUUGCCGCUAAGCAGGUUCCUCUAUCCUGAACUGAGGAGUCAUAAGCAGCCGUACCUGGUCAAACACUUCCUGGGAGAGACCUACGAUGCCCACGAUGCAAAGGAGGACGCCACGAUGCUGGAGCGACUGUUCAACUAUUGGGAUCCUGACGAAGACGACGUCGAGCAAUUUACCGACCCGACUGAAGAUUACUAAAAAAGAAAAAUCUAAUUCUGUUCAUUCCAUUCCAUUUAAAAACAGUAUUUUAUGUAAAACACACCUUUUCCCAUAAAAAUCAUUAAACUCGGACUCAGAGUCGAUCCGAGACUAGAGUCUGAGUUUUAUUUACGUUUAUCACAUCAUGGUAUUUUCAUUUUGUCAUAUUAGUUACUUUUACGACACACAGUCAGUAGAUCUCUGAGAAAUGCAGAAAAAAACCUCCUUUUCAAGUAUUUAUUUUUACAGCAACCUAUGCCCUUUAACCUCAAAAUGUGUGAAACGUGUAUCUGGAGGAGUGUGCGCGCGUGCGUGUAUCUGUAACUGUAAUCACAUCAAAGGAUCAAAGGCAAUCACAUCAAAGGAUCAAAGGCAAUCAGAGCAAAGAUCAAAGGCAAUCAGAGCAAAGAUCAAAGGCAAUCAGAGCAGAGCAAUCAACAGAAUUAACUGCCAAUGUUCCUGAACAGUGACAGCAGCCAGUGGUGGACAGACUGGAAUUUCUGGCCUCGAACAGAAAGCAUUUUUGGCAAAACCAUAAUACCUAUCAUUGAUCCGACUUCACUUUGAGCGUCCUGAGUUCUUCCUGAACGUCUACAUAUGUUUUUUGUGAAGAAAAAGGAAGAAAUAGCUUUGUAAGAGCGAUCUGAAAAACUGUUAAAUAUGCUUUUUUACAGAAAUCUUCCUGUGUUUUUAAUAUGGGAGUCAAUGAGGCUGUUGGUGCGUGUUGGUGGCGCAUCUGUACGUCCUACGCCCAAACUAUAACUCUGACAGCUUUACCAGAGGAUUGUGAGUGAGAAGACAAAUUUUCCUUCGUUUCUAUGUAUAAAUUAUUUCUGUAGAGUGGAAUUUGCGGCCUGGAGCGCAGUUUUCAAAUUUAUUUUUUGACAAUUUUUUCUCUCCCUCUACACUCUGGCGAUGAUGUCACACACUGUGACACGAACAUUCCGUGCAAUACACACCCAUUAUAAUCUCAGAAUUUCUCCAAAAAUGAUCAUGGUCAUUGAACAGGGAUUGAUAAAAAACUAUAUGACCUAUCAAAACGUGGAUUAAUACACCAAUACACAAAACGUAUCUCUACUGUUUAAAGUGUAAAUGGAGUCUCUAGGUGAAAUUAUGCCGGAGAAGUAGACGUUUAAAAAUCUCCAAUUAUUGUUCUUUUUCGCUAAUUUUUUUCAGCCGUCCCAUUCACUUCAAUGCAAAAUUUUGGGCAGUUUUUCGCAACUUACGUUGCGAAAAAUUUGUAUUCCGUAGAGACAAGUAAUAGCACACCGAUCCCGAUCAAACCGCACAUUUUGAUGUAUAAUUUGUAGCGGGACAAAAUUGUGUCCAGAAGAGGAAGAAGAAAAAAUCCACAGUAUAACAAUAGUGCUCGGGGCUACAGCUAUUGCUGUAGGGGCAAGUGCUCUGUGCGAUUGCCCCGUGGCCGUAAUUAUGAGAUAAAAAGUCAUAAUUAUGAGAUAAAAAGUCAAAAUUAUGAGAUGAAUUGUCUUACUGUCUGGGGCCUAUAAGGUUGUCUCCAUAGCAACCGCUAUGUUAUCGCUUUUUGUCAUUCCAGCGACUGAUUAAGUACUGGGCAAAUGUGGGUCUCAGGCUUACACACUCAAACUUCCACAUAUACAGAUAUGCAUACAUCCCCCCCAACCACCUCCCCAACCCACGCCUUCGACGCUUCGUACCCCCAGCGAGACAAACUGGUCUACGUCCAGUAUUGUAUUGUAUUGUGCUUAUGUUGCCGAGGUUUUUUUCAUAGUUUUUUCCUCCUCUCCUCUCCUCACGUUGUGCUGUAUUUCUUUUCUUCAUCUCUGUCUUCCUGUCCUGUUCACCUCCAUCAUAUUGUAUGUGUGUUUUUGUACGUUUUGGACGGGUUGGUGGCAAAUUUCGUUGUACUAGUACUUGUUACUAUUUGCAAUGACAAUAAAGGCUUCUGAUUCUGAUUCUGAUUGUCCUCCUUCAACCCUUCCCUUUUCUGCUUUCAGAAACUAACUCGUGUCACAUCAUCCAGCUGUCGGCCGUCUGUGGUGGAGAAGUCUUUGACAAAUUCAUCCUCCCGCUCCGUCCCAUCGAUGAGGGCGCCACUCGAGUUAACGGCUUCACCGUCCACAAUGGCCUUCUGUUUC